This is a messenger RNA of Orcinus orca (killer whale), 4568 nucleotides long. RefSeq names its product XIAP associated factor 1 (gene XAF1). The transcript has 14 exons. Lineage: Eukaryota; Metazoa; Chordata; Mammalia; Artiodactyla; Delphinidae. The coding region runs from base 2846 to 4336 and encodes 496 amino acids. The record is from RefSeq and is a predicted model, not a curated record. Gene Ontology annotation, biological process: apoptotic process.
CUGUGACAUGGUAUACAAUCGCUAGCCCAACGUGCGUGCAAUGAAGAAGGAAGAGCAGUGCUGUCCCUCUAUUCCCAGCCAAGAAGGCAUCGCAUGGCUCCAUCUACUAAUCCGUUAGACUUACUGAUCUAGGUAGUAGCCGUGACCUGCCUUCAGUUGUUGCCAACCAGACUGACCUUCCCACUGACUGAAAAACUAGACCUCGGAUAAGUGAAUUCACCCCUCUGGGCCUCACUGCCCCCACUGAAAAUGAGAUGUUUGGACUAAUCUUUAGAUCUGUGAUUCCCAAAGUGAGGAAUGCAAACGUUGCUGGUGUGCAAGAGGAUUUUAGGAGGUCUUCUCAACAUUUUAUAUAUCAACGUUCUAACUGGUGAUCAUACACCCGCCCGCUGGGUGGGUGUCUCAUCCCUAAGGACAUGAAAGUUCUUCGUCUGGGAGCCUCCAGACCUCAUCCUAAAAGUGACAAUAAAAGAUUUAAUGUACAUGGUCAUUUGUCCUGGGUCACAUGAGAUUUGGCAGCAACUAAGGUGGCCAUUCCGUGAUUGAGAUUUAGAAAGUCACCAGCAAGAGGCAGAAAACCCCAGAACACUGACCCUGAGAUGUGCCUUCGGGGCACUGAAGCAAUGACCAUCUGGAGACAAAGAGGAGAGCUGGGAUUGCCGAUUGCAUGCGGAUCGGUAGGGGGAAAAGGUGAGGAGGUGCUUUGACCAGGAAAAGAGCUGAGAAUGUGUGGAAACAGACCUCCGAAGGAAUGGAAGGGAAAAAUACUUGGGACCACAAUUGCAGACAGAAUGCGAUGAAGUUGCUGUUUCUUGCCCAUGAGUUUAAUGACAAGGUUCCUCCCCUUUGGAUGCCAACUAAGCAGGAGCCGGCAGGGCAUCCCCUGACUUUGCAGCCCAGCCAGGCCUGGAAUCUGCCCCAAACACAAUCACAGAUAUUCCCAAGGCUUGAAGUCCAUCCAGAGACUAGUCAUUUGAUGCAAUUGCCUGUGGUCUGAAAAACAAACUCCCACCCAAACAUAUUGUACCUGGGGAGACUGCAAUCUCAAUGAUCAUGUCUCCCAGGACUCAGGCCCACUCUGACCACAGGAUCUUUCUAAAGGCAUGACCGACAGAAGUGUGCACAAUUCCACCAUGUAAUUUUUGUCUGGGAGGUAAAAUACGUGUGUUGUUACAUCAUUUUCCUUAGCGUAGCGAUCCCCUAAGAGAAGAAAGCCUGACCAAGAUCCCUUCUCAAAGUCAACCACGGAAAUAACAUUUUAAUAUUCUCUCCUGUCUUCCGUGACCUCGUACAGCUUUCACACACAAUUUCUCAUUUUAUCCUCAAAACAACGCAUCGAGACCCGCACUGUGCACACCCGUUCAGCUCAGCCAGCGUUUUCCUGCCCACUACUGCACAGCCCAGGGCUUCACGGUCUACCAGGCACAAGCACAUGGGACCCUCUGGAAGAAGGUGAUGAAUCAGAAAGAGUCUGAUGAAAGAGGUGAUGAAUCUCAAAUCACCUACACCCGUGGUUGGCUGAGGGCAAGUUGGGGCAACGGACAGACAAGCAGCCAACCAUAACCAGAGACAGAGGAGAAUCACCUGGGACCUUUCAAAAACUCCAAAGUCACAGCCACAUGCCAGACCAGGGAAAUCACGCUCUCUGGAGUUGGGCAGGUAAGUUUCCCAAGUGAUUCCAAUAUGUGGACAAGUUUUGGAGGUACCGUCCUUGCAGCCCCAAGAAUCCCGAUAAAUGGCCACACGUCAGGCUAAGUGCCCUGAGUUAGGAUUACCCAUUACCUCAGUGGUCCCUUUUCGAUUGCUGACCUUCUGAACAUCAGGAGGGACUUAGUCAUGUAUUAGUGAGAAGCUGCUACACAUUGAGCAAGUACUGUAAAGUUAUGUAGUCGGCAUGCUCACUAAAGUUUAAAUAAAUUAAUAUGCUUAGACAAAUGUGCAAAGCCACAAUCAAAAUUCUCCAGUUAUUCACUAAUAUCUUAAUCGUGUUUAUAAAAAAUAAAGGUGAAUAUUGAAGCUAAUUAAAUCUCCUUAAAAAUGCCAAGGUGAAGUAUAUAAAAUCCAAAUGUCUCUGAUGGGGUUGCAAUUAUUUGCAAAUUUUUCAAUUCCCACUGAGCGAUUAGAUACACUGUUUUAUCAUUUUUAUUUAUCUAACUAAUUACAUCCUGCUUCUCCCCGUGAAAAGAACACAAGUAGACAAACAACUGUUCUAUAUUCACUUGAUCCAAUUAUGUGUAUAUAAUUUUGGACAUGUGUUGCCUUUAGCAGAGUUUGAUUUCUUUGAAUCUCAAAUUUUGGGGUCAAUUAGUCCAGUCAUUUAUAACUGUCUGGGUCCUGGACUCCUUUUGAGUCCACGUACUCUGAUGAAAGCAAUUUUUCACACAGUUUCUGGGAGCACCUGGACUCCCAAAGUCCCCCAGGUCCCCAGCUGAGUCCAGAAAAAUGAGGAAACAAGCCCAGAGGCUAAAGUGACUCAAGCUGCCAGUCAGUUCCACUCUCAGGAUUGGAACUCCCAUCUCCCGACCCUCUGGCCAUUCUGGGAGAGACAAGCCUAGGGCCUCCUUGCCUGGGUUCAAAGCCUGAUUCUUCUGCCUGUUGGCUGGCGAUGUGUGCAAGUUAUAUCACCCCUCAGUGCAGUGGUUUCUGUGUCUGAAGAUGUCCUCAUUUGCCUGCCCGCUUGUUGUGUUUGCUGUAAUUAUUUACAAGCGAGAAAAGAGGCGCUCGGGGGAUAGGCAGUUGCCCUAGGUCACCAAGCUGCUAAGCGGUGUGUCUCCAAAGCCUGUAGUCUUGGCACACACCACGCUGCAUCCCCCAUUUCUCCCGGCCCUGACCGGGACAGAGUAGGAUGCAGGAAGUCCAGGAGCCACUCUCAGGGAACAAGCUUCAAGUUCAACAGGGCACGCCAGCUCUCUCCCCGGCAGAGAAAGGACCAGCAAGAGGACCAGGAAGGAGAGGGAGGUCUGUGUUUUAUGCAAGGGGAUGGAGAGACAUGCAUGCAGUGAGGCCAGCCUGGGUGAGGGGAGGGGCUGCUGCCCAGUGGGAGGCCUGGCCUCUGGCUCCCACCCCAGGGGUCGUAGAAACAGCUGGUGGCAGCAGCACAGGCCGAGGGAGGCGGCAGGGGCUGGCUGGGCUGGCCGAGCUACAGAGGGGCUUCCUGGAGUGUCCAGCCACCGGUACCUUGGAGCAGCCCUGGGCUGAGAAAUCUGAAAACCCCUCCCUUCCUGGGCUGUGGGCCGGGUUGUUAGAACACUUUCAGUUUUGUUUCUCUGCCCGCAAGAACCGAAACUCCUCGAAACAGAAAGACUCCGCAGACCAGAACAUGGAGGGAAACUUCCAGGCGUGCAGGAACUGCAAAAGAAGCGGGGCCCCUGGCCACUUGGCCCUCCAUGGGGCCCACUCUCUGCUCUUCAAGGUCCUCUGUCCGGAGUGCAAGGAACCGGUCCUACAGGAUACGAUGGAAGAGCACGGCGGGGGCGGGCACCAGCAGGCGAAUGGGUCCAGCCAAGGCAAGGGAGUCCCUGUUUCAGGAAAGGUAAAAUGUUCCGUCGAGAUGCGUCAAGAGGAGAAACAGGAAAGGAGAGCUCUAGAAGGCACUCAUGGCCAAGGCUGGUCAAAGGUGGGGUGCGCAGCGUGUCAGCAGAGCCUGCCGAAGCACUUGCUGGAGAUGCACGAGGCCAAGGAAUGCCAGGAGCGCCCCGUUGAGUGCCAGUUCUGUGAGCUGGCCGUGCGCCUCAACAAGGUGGACAUCCACGAGCACCCCUGCGGCAGGCGGACGGAGGUCUGCCCAGACUGCGGCCAGCGCAUCGUGCUCCACAUGCUGGCCCGGCACAGAGACGAGUGCUGCGGUGAGCAGACCCGGCUCCAGAAAGGGAAGAGAAUUCCAGCUCCUGAAAGCAACAUCUGCUGUCAUUAUUGCAACCAAAUGAUCCCAGGAAAUAAGUAUUUCCACCAUGUGGACAGAUGCCGUCCAAUCUCAGACUCUGUGACAUAUUCUCCAGUUGGGAAACCAGAUAUUCCUCCUUCAUCCCUUUCAAGUCAGGCUGCUGAAGAUCAAACUUCCACAGCAGAGAAAGACGUCCGUCCAAAGACGAAAAAUACAAGCAGAUUUCGCCUUCUUUCUGAAAAGUCAACGCGGCAAGCACCAAGAGGCACAAACAAAACCACGGAUCUGCCUUUGAAGUCUGAUGGCAAGCUCAGGGCCUCCUCUCCUGUAGAAGACGAGACAGCCUAUGACAUUCUGAGGAGGUGUUCUCAGUGUGGCAUCGUACUUCCCCUGCCAACCCUAACCCAACAUCAGGAGAAAUGCUGGUGGUUAGCUUCAUCAAAAGGAAAAUAAGCGAGAGGUCCCAGCUAGCUUUGGAAAAGAAAAGAAGAAAAGGUUUGGAUUCUGUUUUCCUCCUUUUGAGCCGAGAUGUUGGUGUCCCCAAGAGCUCCAGAUAAACCAGAAGAAAAAAGGGCUCUGACUCUUCUGCCUGAGAAUUCUGAUCAAGCGUCUAGGCGCCACACAGCCUGGACACCUUAGGGAACCCAGCUUUGUCCCCGAAGAAUAAAAAAGCCCUCCCUGAAAA